CGAAACCACCACAGCCGCGUGGUCUCCGACUCCCCUCCCCUACCCUACCCACGCCCACCGAUCUGAUCCACCUCGCCCCUCCCCUCCUCUCCUUGCCCGCCUCGGCCUCCGGGCUCCGGCGAUGGCGGCGGGGAACGGCCGGAUGGAGGCGGCGCUGGGCUGCCUCGCGGCGCUCCCCGACGAGGUGCUCUGCGCCGUCGUCGACCUCCUCCCGCCCACCGACGUCGGCCGCCUCGCCUGCGUCAGCAGUGUCAUGUACAUACUUUGCAAUGAGGAGCCUCUCUGGAUGAGCAAGUGUCUUUCAGUUGGGGGUCUUCUUGUGUAUAGAGGUUCUUGGAAGAAAACAGCAUUGUCUAGACUUAAUCUUUGUUCAGAAAAUGAUGAGAUUUACCAGAAGCCUCGCCAUUUUGAUGGGUUCAAUUCCAUGCACUUAUACAGGAGAUGGUACAGAUGUUUUACUAAUUUGAGUAGCUUUUCCUUUGAUAAUGGGCACGUUGAAAGGAAAGAUGACCUUUCUCUAGACCAAUUUCGCGCUCAGUAUGAUGGAAAAUGUCCAGUUUUGCUUACUAAACUGGCUGAAACCUGGCCAGCAAGGACUAAAUGGACAGCGCAGCAACUGACACAUGAUUAUGGUGAAGUUCCCUUUAGGAUAUCUCAGAGAAGCCCUCAAAAGAUAAAAAUGAAACUAAAAGAUUAUGUUUUUUACAUGGAACUCCAGCAUGACGAAGAUCCACUUUACAUAUUUGAUGAUAAGUUUGGAGAAUCAGCACCUACACUAUUGGAAGAUUACAGUGUCCCUCAUCUAUUUCAAGAAGAUUUCUUUGAAAUCAUGGAUUACGACCAACGACCAGCUUUCAGAUGGCUUAUUAUUGGACCAGAGAGAUCAGGUGCUUCUUGGCAUGUUGAUCCAGGGUUGACCAGUGCCUGGAAUACUCUUCUUUGUGGCCGAAAAAGGUGGGCAAUGUACCCUCCUGGAAGAGUACCAGGUGGUGUCACAGUACAUGUCAGUGAUGAAGAUGGUGAUGUUGACAUUGAAACUCCUACAUCUUUGCAGUGGUGGCUAGAUAUCUACCCAAAUCUUGCUGAGCAUGAGAAACCACUGGAAUGCACACAAUUACCAGGAGAGACCAUAUUUGUUCCUAGUGGGUGGUGGCAUUGUGUUUUGAACCUUGACAUGACAAUUGCUGUCACGCAAAAUUUUGUCAACCAAUCAAAUUUUAAGCAUGUAUGUUUGGACAUGGCACCUGGUUACUGUCACAAAGGAGUUUGCCGUGCUGGCUUACUUGCUGCUCCAGACAAAUCUAUUAGAGAUAUUGAAAAUCUUCCUAGUAUAACGAGUAGAUUGAACCACUCUGACAUGGCCUGUAAGGAAAAAAGACUGAAAAGUUCAGAGCCUAUAAGAACUUCAAAUAAUGCAAAUCAGUGUUCUGCAUUUGAGUUCUCAGAUGUUCAUGAAAACUUGGGGGACCAAGUUUUUUCGUAUGAUAUAGAUUUCUUAUCCCAAUUCCUUGAGAAAGAAAAGGAUCACUAUUCUUCUGUCUGGAGCCCUACUAAUUCAAUUGGCCAGAGAGAAGCAAGAGAAUGGCUACGUAGGCUAUGGGUUCUUAAACCUGAAUUGAGAGAACUAAUAUGGAAGGGUGCAUGUCUAGCAAUUAAUGUAGACAAGUGGUAUUCAUGCUUAGAGGAAAUAAGUGCAUGCCAUAGUUUACCACCACCUUCUGAAGAUGAGAAGCUUCCUGUUGGCACAGGUAGCAACCCAGUCUUCAUUGUUUCUGGCAAUGUGAUCAAAAUUUAUGCUGAAGGAGGGUUGGGUUAUUCUAUACAUGGUUUGGGCACAGAGCUUGAGUUCUAUGAUCUUCUGCAAAAACUUGGCUCGCCAUUGAUCAACCAUGUCCCUGAGAUCAUUGCAAGUGGCUUUCUUGUGUACCUGGAUGGUGUCUACAAGACAGUUCCAUGGGAUGGAAACGGAAUACCAGAUGUUCUAGCUAAAUACUACUCUUUGGAGGUGUCUUAUGCAAACGGCUCUUUUCCUCUUGGAUUAUGGAGCAAGCAACUGUUUGGAUUGAGUAAUUCAACUGAUGCUCCAGACAGACCAAUUUGUCCUUACAUGGUUACCAGAAAAUGCAAAGGGGAUAUUUUUGCUCGCAUACGUGAUAAAUUGACCAAGACUGAUGUUUUGAAUCUUGCAUCAUCCUUGGGAGUUCAAAUGCGAAAUAUUCAUCAAUUACCCCUUCCACAUGUGGAACACAUAUCCAAAUCUGGGAACGAAGAUAUCAAAGCAAAGGAAAAUUCAAUUUCUGAUGUCACUCAUGUUCCGCCUGAAUGGAAACAAGUAGUUUCUACUCUAGACAGGAGAAAGAAAAGUAUAAAGAAGCAUCUAAGUAACUGGGGUGGUUCAAUUCCACAGGUUCUAAUUGAGAAGGCUGAAGAAUAUCUCCCUGACGACAUCCGCUUUCUUAUCAAGUUUGUUAAGGACGAUGAUGGUGAUUCAGUCUAUGUGGUACCUUCUUGGAUACAUUCAGAUAUAAUGGAUGAUAACAUUCUCAUUGAGGGGACCACAGAACCAGGAACUUCCACUGAUUGCAUUGCCGUUGAAGAUCUGAACAAAAUGGAUGCAAUUCAUAUCAUUGAUUUCAGUGAUCUGUCCAUUGGGGAUCCUCUAUGUGACUUAAUUCCACUGCACUUGGAUGUAUUCCGUGGUGAUAUUGAUCUUCUCAGGCAGUUUUUACGAAGCUAUCAGCUUCCUUUUCUGAGAGCAGAAUCAAAUAAAGAUAUAUACAAGUCAAUACAAAAUUCUAAAUUCAGCAGGGCAUCGUAUCGUGCGAUGUGCUACUGCAUACUUCACGAGGACAACGUCCUGGGAGCCAUAUUUAGCCUGUGGAAGGAUCUGGGCACCGCGACGUCAUGGGAAGAUGUUGAACACUUGGUUUGGGGAGAGCUGAAUCAAUACCAGCAGUCAUGCAGCGUGGGCGAAAUUAACUGACGCGAUAGAGUUUUCCAUACUAAGAUAAAGGCACAAGAAAUUUGAUUUGUAACCUGAAACUGUACCACAAAGUAUACCAUCGAAACAGUGUAUUAUGUUACACUAACACAUGCUUGAUAUGCAAUAACAACGCAUCGAAAGGACAACUUCGUUCAGAUGCAACAUAUUGGAACAAACAUAUGUUACACCCUGUUAUUUUACAUUAAUACAAACUUGAUACUCCAUCCA
Messenger RNA from Oryza sativa Japonica Group (Japanese rice), 3211 nucleotides. Its product is annotated as lysine-specific demethylase JMJ21. Gene Ontology annotation, cellular component: cytoplasm. Gene Ontology annotation, molecular function: protein binding. The record is from RefSeq and is a predicted model, not a curated record. Lineage: Eukaryota; Viridiplantae; Streptophyta; Magnoliopsida; Poales; Poaceae.